Messenger RNA from Fusarium sp. VM40, 555 nucleotides. The record is from the annotation of a GenBank genome assembly. NCBI's taxonomy places the organism in Eukaryota, Fungi, Ascomycota, Sordariomycetes, Hypocreales, Nectriaceae.
AUGGAAGGUUUGGCAUAUCGUUGUAACAUCGAUGCCGAACCUCUGCAUCGGUACAAACCAGGCGGAUACCAUCCUCUUACAUUAGGCGAGGUUCUUAAUAACGGGCGAUACAAAAUCAUCCAUAAGCUGGGAUGGGGAGGCUACUCUACCACAUGGGCGGCAAAAGACCAACAGACCGGCCGUUAUGUUGCGGUAAAGAUAGCUAUUUCAGAGGCUGAAAAGACUAAUGAGUACAUGAUCUUGAAAGCAAUAUCCGCUCUACCUAAACACCACGCUGGUUUCUCUCAUGUGAACCAGUUGCUGGAUAGUUUUACUCUUGUUGGCCCCAAUGGCUCACAUAAUUGCCUGGUCCUUGAAAUCGUGGGACCUAGCGCCGCAGAUAUCGUUGACGGAUACUGCAAAGAUGAUAGACUUUCUUCUAAGCUUGCGAGAGUGUUCUCUAAGCAAGCCUUGCAAGGUCUAGACUUUCUCGUCCAGAACAAUAUUGGACAUGGAGAUCUACACACCCGUAACCUCGCUCUUCAAGUACCUGGCCUGGAGUCUCUAGCAGAAUAA